AUGCGGCGCCUCCUGCUCCUCCCGCUCCUGGUGCUCGCCGGGGCGGCGACCGGGGGCGUCGUCGUCGUCCCCGUCUCCGCGAGGGCGCCGUUCGCGUGCGCGCGUGGCGGGCCGGCGACGGCGCUGCCGUUCUGCCGGCAGUCGCUGCCGCUGCGCGCGCGGGCGCGCGACCUGGUGGCGCGGCUGACGCGCGCCGAGAAGGUGCGGCUGCUGGUGAACAACGCCGCUGGGGUGCCGCGGCUGGGCAUCGCCGGGUACGAGUGGUGGUCGGAGGCGCUCCACGGCGUCUCCGACACCGGCCCGGGGGUCAAGUUCGGCGGCGCGUUCCCCGGCGCCACCGCGUUCCCGCAGGUCAUCGGCACCGCCGCGUCGUUCAACGCCACGCUCUGGGAGCUCAUCGGGCAGGCGGUGUCGGACGAAGGGCGCGCGAUGUACAACGGCGGGCAGGCGGGGCUGACGUUCUGGAGCCCCAACGUGAACAUCUUCCGCGACCCGCGGUGGGGCCGCGGCCAGGAGACCCCCGGCGAGGACCCCGCCGUCGCCGCCCGCUACGCCGCCGCCUACGUCCGCGGCCUCCAGCAGCCGUACGGCCACGCCUCCCGUCUCAAGCUCGCCGCCUGCUGCAAGCACUUCACCGCCUACGACCUCGACAACUGGUCCGGCACCGACCGCUUCCACUUCAACGCCGUCGUCAGCCGCCAGGACCUCGAGGACACCUUCAACGUGCCGUUCAGGGCAUGCGUCGUCGACGGCCGCGCCGCCAGCGUCAUGUGCUCGUACAACCAGGUCAACGGCGUGCCCACCUGCGCCGACGGGGACUUCCUGCGCGGCACCAUCCGGGGCAAGUGGGGGCUCGCCGGCUACAUCGUCUCCGACUGCGACUCGGUGGACGUGUUCUACAGCGACCAGCACUACACGCGGACGCGGGAGGACGCCGUCGCGGCCACGCUCCGGGCGGGGCUCGACCUCGACUGCGGGCCCUUCCUGGCGCAGUACACCGAGGGCGCAGUCGCGCAGCGGAAGGUCGGCGACGCCGACAUCGACGCCGCGGUCACCAACACCGUCACGGUGCAGAUGCGGCUCGGGAUGUACGACGGCGACCCGGCGGCGCAGCCGUUCGGGCACCUGGGACCGCAGCACGUCUGCACCCCGGCGCACCAGGAGCUCGCGCUGGAGGCGGCGCGGCAGAGCGUCGUCCUCCUUAAGAACGACAGGGUGCUCCCGCUCGCGCCGGCGACGCACCGCUCCGUCGCCGUCGUCGGCCCGCACUCCGAGGCCACCGUCGCCAUGAUCGGGAACUACGCCGGCAAGCCGUGCAAGUACACCACGCCGCUGCAGGGCAUCGGCCGGUACGCGGCGCAGACCGUGCACCAGGCGGGCUGCACCGACGUGGCGUGCACGGGCAACACCCAGCCGAUCGCGGCGGCCGUCGACGCGGCUCGCCGCGCCGACGCGACCAUCAUCGUCGCCGGCCUCGACCAGAAGAUCGAGGCCGAAGGACUCGACCGCGCGAGCCUUCUCCUUCCAGGCCGGCAAGCUGAGCUGAUCUCGUCGGUGGCCAAGGCCUCGAAGGGGCCGGUGAUCCUGGUGCUCAUGUCCGGUGGACCGAUCGACAUUGGGUUCGCGCAGAACGACCGGAAGAUCGCCGGAAUCCUGUGGGCCGGGUACCCCGGCCAGGCCGGCGGACAGGCCAUCGCCGACGUCAUCUUCGGCCACCACAACCCAGGUGGGAAGCUGCCGGUGACAUGGUACCCGCAAGAUUACCUGCAGAAGGUGCCGAUGACGAACAUGGCGAUGCGGGCGAAUCCGGCGAAGGGGUACCCCGGCCGGACCUACCGCUUCUACACCGGCCCGACGAUCCACCCCUUCGGCCACGGCCUCAGCUACACCUCCUUCACCCACUCGCUCGCCCACGCGCCGGCACAGCUCACCGUCCGCCUCUCCGGCCACCACGCCGUCGCCUCCACCUCCCUCAACUCCACGGUGGCGGCCACCCGCCUGGCAACCCGCUCCGGCGUCCGCAUCGCGCACGCCCGGUGCGAGGACCUCACCGUCCCGGUCCACGUCGACGUCAAGAACGUCGGCGGCCGCGACGGCGCGCACACGGUGCUCGUGUACUCCGCGCCGCCGGAGGCCGCCACGCGCGGCCACGGCGCGCCGGUGCGGCAGCUGGUGGCGUUCGAGAAGGUGCACGUCGCCGCCGGCGGCACGGCGCGGGUGGAGAUGGCCAUCGAUGUGUGCGACGGGCUCAGCGUCGCCGACCGGAGCGGGGUCCGAAGGAUCCCCGUCGGCGAGCACAGCCUCAUGAUCGGCGAGCUGACGCACUCGGUGACCAUCGGGCUCGAGCAACUAGGGGUAUAGAAGCCACUCUCGAUCAAAGCAUAGGAUUUAUUGGAAGCAUUCAGCAAGAAUGGGAAUUGUAUCUUUUGGGUGGUGUUGAUGAUUUGGGAUUUGGAAUGGUUUGAUUGAUUGAUGCCACACUGUCUCUGCAAAGGUAGAGAUAGGAAAUGUAGAGGCAUCGCAUUGGUAUUGAAAUUGAUCAUGUGUUCGUCCAAACUAUUGAAUUGAAGAAAUAUAAU
This is a messenger RNA of Oryza brachyantha (malo sina), 2579 nucleotides long. RefSeq names its product probable beta-D-xylosidase 2. Gene Ontology annotation, biological process: xylan catabolic process; arabinan catabolic process. The transcript has 3 exons. The record is from RefSeq and is a predicted model, not a curated record. Lineage: Eukaryota; Viridiplantae; Streptophyta; Magnoliopsida; Poales; Poaceae. Gene Ontology annotation, cellular component: plant-type cell wall. Gene Ontology annotation, molecular function: xylan 1,4-beta-xylosidase activity; alpha-L-arabinofuranosidase activity. Bases 1 to 2361 code for a protein of 786 amino acids.